AUGUCCUCUACCGCUCAGCAGGCCUCGGAUGUGGCUGCAUCUAUCUCCAAGUUGACUAUUACCCCGGCUAAUAACGACACCCACCGCAAACCAAAUGCGAAAAAAGCCGGGACCAAGACAAAGAAGAAAGUCGCAGAUUCGUGGGAAGACGAGGAUGUAUCUUCCGAUCCAGAGUCCGGUUCUGAACCCGAAUCCGGUGGCCCCGACAGCAGCGUCCCCAUAGACUCGGCCGGCGGCAACUUGACGACGGGCACCAAAGCACCUCCGCCCACCCCAGUCACGCCCGACUACUCAACGAGUGCUAAUACCUUCUCAGCCACAACGGGCGACUUAUCCGAUGGGCCCAGGAGACCCGAGAAGACUGAUGCGGUGGCACGGCGCAUGAUAGCGAGUGCGUUGGGCGUAAAGGUUCCCAGGCAGACGGAAGAACAGAAGGCCUAUGACAAGGCUAUGCGUGAGAAGGAGCGCAAGAGGAGGGAAGAAGAAAGGGAACUCGAGAAGAAGAGACUAGAAGAGGCGGAGAAAGCGAAAAAGGCUAUCUGGGAAGAUUGA
Molecule: messenger RNA, 552 nt
Organism: Pyricularia grisea
Lineage: Eukaryota; Fungi; Ascomycota; Sordariomycetes; Magnaporthales; Pyriculariaceae
Exons: 1
Coding region: 1-552 (183 amino acids)
Source: RefSeq, a predicted model, not a curated record